Haliotis rufescens (red abalone) is the source of this 3424-nucleotide messenger RNA. Its product is annotated as nuclear matrix constituent protein 1b-like. The transcript is spliced from 3 exons. Lineage: Eukaryota; Metazoa; Mollusca; Gastropoda; Lepetellida; Haliotidae. Bases 1223 to 2776 code for a protein of 517 amino acids. The record is from RefSeq and is a predicted model, not a curated record. Gene Ontology annotation, biological process: regulation of apoptotic process.
ACAUUUCCAUGUUAUAAAUAAUUCAAUAAUUCAAUAAAUUUCAAAAUCCAAUCCAAAAAUCAAAAAUUGAAAACAAGUAUCACAAGAAUUCCUUUAAGUAAGUACAUUGACCUGAUCACAUUUCCAUGUUAUAAAUAAUUCAAUAAUUCAAUAAAUUUCAAAAUCCAAUCCAAAAAUCAAAAAUUGAAAACAAGUAUCACAAGAAUUCCUUUAAUGAUCUGAUGACAAAUAUAAGUAAACUCACAUCUGCAUAGCAGUGAAAUUACCCCUACUUACACAAAAAUCUGUGAAUUUUUCAAAGGAAUAUGUACUCGAAUGAUGCUUUUAUUGAAACUCUAUGAACAAUUUCUAUGUAAGUAUUAUCUAUAUUUUGUAUUUAGAAACAUAAUCACAAGCUCUGGAUCUAGAAUACAUUGGUAAUGGUAAAAAUAAUACAAUUUACACAUACUGUCAAACACUGUUGUGUCGAGGUUGAAGGGACAUCCGUAAAUACUUCGAGUUAUGCGAGGUUUGACACAACCAAAAAUGUUGAAUACAGAAGGAAGGAAUAUGCAGGGACCAACCUUUUACUUCGAGACAACCAUAAGUUCGACACAUCAAAUUUCAACACAGCGGUGUUUGACUGUAUAUCGAAUUACACAGACCUGAGACAGAUACUGAAACAAAACUGUUGAAAAUUCAUUCUUUAAAGCAUAAAAUGGUUCUCCAUAUUAUUAAACAUACUUAAUUGUCCAAAAAGACAAAGGGAUUGGUCACAAGUGCAACACUUAUUACCGCCUUCUCCAUAUGCAUGAUAUGAAUACAAAAUGUUCCUGUUAAUUCAACCUUGAAGCAGCCAACCCAGGGGCUUUUAACAGGCUAAAAGGACAAUCAUUGCCAUGCACAAAAACACUGACAUUUGCAACAGAAAGCUGAUCUGCUCUGAACAAUGACAAUUACAAGGAAUAAAUUAUUAAAGGCAACGGCUUGUUCUUCGGAUCAUCUCUGCAGCUGCUGCUGUAAGAUACUUUGUUGGUUGUCUCGGGAGAUGUGCUGUAUUCAUAGUCUGUCUGACACUGAACCGGUUGUUAGCAAACACACAUCUAGCAAUAAACAGUCCUGCCGUACCUAUGAAUGAACUCAGAUGGUUUCAUUCCUGUCUCUUAGAUCAUCUUUAUAACCAUUUCCUUUACUGCAGCAGCCACAUCUUGCAUUAUGACAGCACACAAAGGGGAAGGAUCGCAUGCGGAGGUUUGUGGACACUAUUGCCAGUAAAGACGAUGCAGCAUUUGAUGCCCUUGUGAAGGCGCUACGUCGAGACCACCGCAGACUGGCUACCAGACUCGUACAGGGGGUCAAAGACGAAGACAUGAGGCUCAAGCAAGCUGGGGAUGGAGUGAAGCAGAAGAUUGCUUUGGCGCUUCUUACUACAAGAAUUUCGGAGAGACAGAAGGAGACAAUCAUCUCUAAUGUCUCGGAUGUGGUAGAUUCCGAGCUGCACAGCAAGGCACUGCGUGUGAGCAUUCCUGACCACAGAGCUAGUGCAGAGCUGGACCAAAUCAACACAAAACUCAAAAGAAUUAUCAAUACUGAGGUGGACCCACUUCUGUAUGGACCAGGCUACAGGACAGACCUGAGCCAACAAGAAGCUGAUGAGGUGAUAUCCAAGCUACAAAGCAUGCUCGUAGAGCUGAAUGUCAUUCAGGACUGUUACAGUGCACUGGGUGUGCAUGCUUUUUCUGGAUCUGGGAAGGCUCUACCCAACAUUCUCUGUCAAAGGAUAGAGGAAACAAAAACAUCCAUUGGCAUCCUCCAGAAAGAGAAAAAAGACCUCAGUAAAGAAAAAGCCGAUUUGACCAAAGAGAAGAGUCUGCAGGGAAAAGAUGUUGGAACUUUGGAAUCACGUAAUCGCAGUCUGGAGCUUCAUAACCGGAACCUAGAAGGAGAGUGUGGCAAACUUGAUCAGGCUGUUAAGAAACUGACAUCAGUUAAGGACAGUCUGGAGAUUGAGAAACGAAAACUUCAAGAUGAGAAUUCCAAACUGAUAACUGCAAACCAAAGUUUUCAAACUGAGACAUGGAAUCUAGGCCUGAACUUCAAGAGGGCAGAUGAGCUGAAUCAGAAACUGACACGGGAGAACCAGAAACUGUCCUCCAAGAACAGCCUGAUAAAGAGGGAGUCCUACGGUCCCAGCUCCUCCAGUUCCCUGAAGGCAGACAAUAAGAUGCUAGUGGAAGAAAAGAUGAGGCUGAGGGCGGAGAUGGGCAAGUUGGAGGGGGAGAGGAGGCAACUGCUGAUUAGGAACCAGAAGCUGGAUUCAGAGAAUGACAACCUUCGGGAUCAGAAGAGGAAGCUGAUGAUUGACAAGCGUAAAUACUGGGGAGAGAACCAACAGCUGAAAACUGAGGCAAAACGUCUUGCAAUUGGUAAUGUCCAACCAGUACUGUUGCCUCCAAUUGCUGAGGUCCGGGGGAGUAAAGGAAGUUUGAUGGGCUCAAGCCAGCAGUCGGGUCACAAUGGCCCAGAUCGUCACAGCAGACGUACAAGCAACAACAGCCCAACUCGUGGCACAUCCACCAACCUUGGAGUUGGAAUCCCUGGUCGGAAAUCUGUCAACAGCAACACCUUCACAAGCCCUCAAACUGGCUCAAGGAAGACAACAACCUUUAGUUCAUCUCCAGGCAAAUCACAACAAAAUCACCCAAAGUAUCGAGCAUCUGUCUAUGACUACAGACCACAGAACAAAUCUGUUCAGUUCAACACUUCACCUACACCACGAUAUGGCAAUAAGGCAUAAUCUGCUCUAAAUAGCAUCUACAUAAUCCAGGACACAUGUCACGUAGACACUUAGAAAGGAAACAUCUGUGCAGCAAACAUUACAAGAACUUCCUUUUCUUGACCAAAAUUAGAAUUGGUUAGACAUGUACAAAGGUUUCUCAAGACAGUCAGGAAGAAACAAAGAGGCAUUAUUCCAGGGUUAGAACUAAACUCAAAAGCUUUACUAGCCCAGAUAAAGAUACCAGCCCUUGUUAUGUUAAAACAAAGGGGAAAUUAGGAAAUUUCGAUGAACCCAAAGGAAUUUGUAAUUGCUUAGUCACUGCCUUAAAAACUAAUAUGUUCAUUUGCUGGGCUUACUUCCUCUGUGGCAUUAAAGUCAUGAUGUGCAAGUAGGCAAUGACUUCUGGCAGUCUGUAUUGUACAACCUUUAGUACUCAACGAAAGCCAUCACUGAACUUUCUCAUACCGUUUGUUGUACAGUCAUGUGUAGUCCUGCCAAAUGCACCUUAUACCUCACGUGUUAAUAGAAGACUCACAAUUGCAAUACAAUCUGUUACAUAAGGAAUAUUUUGUGGAACGUUGGCAUGGCCUUGUGGUUAUAGCAUUCACUCACUCACUCACUCACCUGCAUUUACACACACACACUCUCUCGCACACACACACACAC